CACUUCAACUAAGAAAAUCAUCCUUCUACACUAAACCCGAUCGUAAGUAUGCAGAACGCUUACAGUUUCGCGGGGCAACCCAAAUCUACCAACUCUACGGAGCCACCCAAAUUCCCGCCAUGUGAGCAGGUGGUAUGUCCAGAAAUCGAGAUGACCGACUAUGAUUAUACCCAGGAAAAUCAGGCGAUCCCCUCGGACGAUGUAGACAUGAUCGAUGUGCACACCCUUUCCCAGCAGGUCCCGGGACUAGUAGCGGGUAAUCCAUUUCUGAAAAGGGACAACAAUACUAAGCCGAAGUCGAAACAGACUAAUGUUAUGCUACACUCGGCUCAGACUCAAACUGAUCCUCCCUCAAGCUUCGAGGUUGGAGUCUUUGAGUUGCUGAGGGAGAGAAAGAUCUACUCUGUCACUUACGAGAAAGGCAAGCUUGAGGUUAACAUCGAGUAA
Molecule: messenger RNA, 447 nt
Organism: Daldinia vernicosa
Lineage: Eukaryota; Fungi; Ascomycota; Sordariomycetes; Xylariales; Hypoxylaceae
Exons: 1
Coding region: 49-447 (132 amino acids)
Source: RefSeq, a predicted model, not a curated record